Molecule: messenger RNA, 4173 nt
Organism: Plasmodium cynomolgi strain B
Lineage: Eukaryota; Apicomplexa; Aconoidasida; Haemosporida; Plasmodiidae
Exons: 2
Coding region: 1-4173 (1390 amino acids)
Biological process (GO): regulation of mitochondrial mRNA stability; mitochondrial RNA processing
Cellular component (GO): ribonucleoprotein granule; mitochondrial matrix
Molecular function (GO): RNA binding
Source: RefSeq, a predicted model, not a curated record
AUGUUUAAGUACUUCCUAAAAGGUGUCAGCAAGUGCCAGGACAGAGCUGACGUGGUGCACCUGAGCAAAAAGUUAAUCCAAAAUAUGCACCUCUUAGAUACACAGGAAAUAUCGCUUUGCUUGAAUAAACUGUCAAAGAUACACUUUGAGGACAAAGCUUUUUGGGACAACGUUUGUCGGAUAAUCACCACUACGGAUGUUAGGGUGCUGGGGAAGUUCAAGUGCCUGCGGCCGAGGCAGGGAGGGGGCAUCAGCGAGGGUGGCAGCGGCAUCAGCGAGGGUGGCGGCGGCAUAAGCGAGGGUGGCAGCGGCAUAAGCGGGGGUGGAAGCGGCAUAAGCGAGGGUGGCAGCGGCAUAAGCGAGGGUGGAAGCGGCAUAAGCGGCGAUGUGAGCGAACGAACUGCUGGCAACGCUUCCGAUCGGGGAUGCGAAGCAACGACUUCUGCUCCGCGGAGGGACGAAGUAGGACUCUCCCGAGGAGUGCCACAAAAAGAAGGAGAUCCUCUCAACCUGGGUGGAGUUAACCCAAAUGAGGGAACCCGGGGAAGAAGCAGCCCCGAUGGUGAAGCGCACAGGGAUGACCCCCACUCUGCAAGCGGUGGCAGGGAUGACCUCAACUCUGCAAAUAGUAACCAGGAUGCCCCCCACUCUGCAAACAGUAACCAGGAUGACCCCCACUCUGCAAACAGCGGCAGGGAUGCCCCCCACUCUGCAAGCAUUCGCGGGAAAGACAAACUACUGUACCAUUUCAACAUGGAGGAGCUGUGCCUUGUCCUGAACGCAUUGGCAAAGGUCAACGUGAGGAACGAAGAGAUAUUAAAACUAGCGUCACAAAAAAUAAUUAGAGAAUUUGAAAUGAACCGACAUGUAGUGAACAUGAUUAAGGCGAUUGGCAGUUUCGGUAUGACCACUCCUGGUAGUAGUCACGGAGAUAGUUGUGACCCUAUGGGUCAGGCGAUUCAGAACGUCUACCUAAAUUACGAUCGCAUGAGUAGGAACCUAACUGAGAGGGACAUCAGUGUGCUCAUUCGGGUAAUGCUGACGUGGGGAAGCCAAACGGGGGAGAAAGAGGCGAAUAAGAAGCGGGCAAGUGGGGCCACCCCCGCAGGGGACCCACAUGGGGAAGAAGCCACGCAAGUUGGAGGCAACCAUGUUGGAAGGAGCCAUGUUGGAAGUAACCUUGUCGGAAGGAGCCACGUCGGAAGUAACCUUGUCGGAAGCAGCCACGUGGGAAGCAGCCAAGUCAGCCAAACGGCCAGCGCGCUGAUCGAAAAGCUAAUAAGCAGUGUAAAAAAAAUCAACCACAUAAGCGAGCAAAGCAUCGCUCUAAUCCUAAACGCAUGCACCAAGUCGUGCGUAAAGAACAAGGCCCUGUUAGAUAUGCUCAAAAUAGUUAUCAUUUUAAAACUUAAGCAGGACAAGAAUAAGUGCUCCGACAUCUUCGUAAGUAGCGUAACGCACUCCUAUUCUUCGUUCUUCUACCGAGACAGGGUACUCUACGACACCAUCGCUGAGUACGUGUGUACCAACAUCGAUAGCGUUAAUGUGAAAGCACUUGUAAUUAUCUUAAACAGCUUUGUUAACGUAGAGAUUGUCAAUGUGAAGCUGUUCAAUGUUGCUUUGGGGAAACUGGCCAAGAGGGAGGUGAUAUAUGGCUUGUCCAAUCAGUGUACCUCCAACGUUGUCACCAUCGUCACCAAGUCGUAUAAUUAUCUCUGCACGGAGAAGACACGCUUCCUUUUGGAGCUUGUGAAGGGACGUCUGCGCCGCGAGUUCGCCCGCGCCGGGGUGGGGAGCACCAAACCUGCGCCCGGCAAGGCGAAGGGUCGCGUAGCGCAGAAGAAAGACGGACCGCAUAAGGACGCACCGAAGAACGACGCACCGCAGAACGACGCACCGCAGAUCAACGCACCGAUGAGCUUGAAACAGCCCAGGCGCAGCGCCUUCCUGGAGGGCUUCCUCACAAAGCACCUGACCAACAUACUGAACAAUCUGAGCAAGCUAAACCACGCGGACGCCAACCUGUUUGCUCUCUUUUCCCACCUCAUUUUAAAAAAAAAAAACGAAAUUAACAAGUUAGACUUCCUCAAUAUCACGAGUGCAUACGCACGGUUCGGCUACGUCGACCAGGAGAUAUACAAGCUGAUCCAAUUGCAUGCAAAGAAAUUUUUGUCAGACAAGAAUUUGAAGUAUAUGGAAUUCAUUAAUAUGUUUACGAGCAUGGCGACCUUUUCAGUGAUUGAAAGGAAUAGGAGGACGGACCAUCGUGGGGGGGAUCGUUGGAAUGGGGACCCGACUGACCACUUUGGGGAAAUCAUGAAUGCGAUGAUAGAGCUGCUGAGGGGGGGGGCUGACAGCAGGCGGGUCCUUGGCGGGCCUCCGGGUCGUCCCGGGGACGAACACGCCAGCGCGGGUAGCAGCGACGAUGUAGCAGGGCGCCCGAACGGUGUAGCCCCAAACCGCCUCAACGAUGUAGCCCCAAACCGCUUGAACGACCGGAGGAACAUCAUCGACAACCUAAGUGCCAAGCAUACCUGCUGCAUCCUUGCCACGAUGAGUAAGUUAGACACGCACGACCGACAGAUAUACGAGCAGUGCGUAAAAAACAUAAAAAAAAAAUUUUUUAAGAUGGAUUCAAGGUCCCUUACCAUGUACCUGCUUUACGUGAGCAAGUUCGGCCUGACCCCCGAUCGGUACAUAAGAGAGCUCAUAUCGAACAGCUUUAAAAUGGCAUAUCUGAAAAUGGGGAAGACAAACGUGGCUGAUGCUAAGGGCGACCAAAGCGACCUCCUCGAUAAGAUGCUCACCCUUUGCACGCAACUACAAACGGAGGACGUGGUCAACGCAGUUUAUAUUGUUAGAAGUCUCAUAAAGAACGACCCCAACUACAGGGGCAGCGCGUACGUUAUGUGUGCCUAUUUGGAGGGCAUCUACGCGGGGGUGCAAGGCAGAAGUCGGAGUGUUGCUAGGAGUGAAUCCAGAAGUGGAUCCAAAAGUGAAUCCAGAAGUGAAUCCAGAAGCGAAUCCAGAAGCGAAUCCAGAAGCGAAUCCAGAAGCGAAUCCAGAAGUGAAUCCAGAAGCGAAUCCAGAAGCGAAUCCAGAAGCGAAUCCAGAAGCGAAUCCAGAAGCAAAUCCCGAAGUGGAACCCCGAGUGGAACCCCUUGCAGACGCGAACCGGACCAAAACAUCAUACAUAUCGGCGAGGCGCAGGCGGAGGAUCCCAGCGUCGCUGCUCUGCUAAGCGGCCGCAAGCUCAACACACAGACGGCAUGCAUCCUCAUGAACACGCUGGCCUUUAUAAACACACACGUGCGUUUGCCAAGUGAAAGAUACGCCAAGCUUGUUUCCUACCUGCUGUUCUUCUCCCUUCGCUUCAUGGUUGACCGUCUGAACUUGCGCCGUCCACUAAGCGACCUCCUCUAUGAAGGCACCUCCCAAAGAGAGAACAUGAACCAAAACGUUCACAGAAAUGAUAGCCAAAACUAUAGCGACAUUAAAGGAGUUCUUAAGAGGAAGAUCGACUCGGCGAGCAUCCGGCAGAUAAGCAUGACUAUCCUGAUGAUAUUCCAUUUGGGUUCUUUGAACCCGUUUUCCUACUCCCCCCAGUGGCAAGUUACCAAUUUGGCUAGCUAUCCACUAAGGUUACUACAAUAUGUGUACUUCUUUUUAAAGUUCAACCCCCUAGCCCCCUUUGAAAGAUACACAUCUGUUUACAACUCGGUGAGUAACAGGAGGAAGCUAACCAACUACUGCGGUGGGGGUUAUGCCCACGUGGGUCCGAGUGGGUCGUCGAGUGAGCUGCAGAGUGGACUACCGAGUGGGCUUCCGACUGGGACUUCAACUGGUCUCCCGACUGGGCCUUCGGCUGGGCUUCCCUGUGGGGGGCUGUUCCCCUCCAUCUCAGAAGGCGAAAUUAGCAUCUACCAAACAGUCGCGUCGCUGCUGAAGCGGAAGGGCUGCGACGCCAACUGCACACUCUUGUCCACGUUCGGCGUUUAUAUGUAUUCCGUCGACGUGUUGAUUUUGCGCGGAGGCAUCUCAUUGCGCACCCUUUUUGUGAACUCCCCAAUGGUGAGAGUGCCCACCAUGUGGUGCGAUAGCGAUUGCGAUAGCGAUUACGACUGCGACUGCGACUGCCACUGCCACUGCGACUGGCGAGGAACUAAACGGUGA